This is a messenger RNA of Ficedula albicollis (Collared flycatcher), 1576 nucleotides long. It is a transcript of the gene ONECUT1, whose product is annotated as one cut homeobox 1. Gene Ontology annotation, cellular component: nucleus. Bases 157 to 1530 code for a protein of 457 amino acids. Gene Ontology annotation, biological process: regulation of transcription by RNA polymerase II. The record is from RefSeq and is a predicted model, not a curated record. Gene Ontology annotation, molecular function: DNA-binding transcription factor activity, RNA polymerase II-specific; RNA polymerase II cis-regulatory region sequence-specific DNA binding. The transcript is spliced from 2 exons. NCBI's taxonomy places the organism in Eukaryota, Metazoa, Chordata, Aves, Passeriformes, Muscicapidae.
CAGCCCGGCAACAGCAGCAGCAGCACCGCCGCCACCAGCCCGCAGCGCUCGCCCGCCGCCGCCGGCCCGCGGGAGGUACCGGCCGCCGCCAAGAGCUCCGGGACGCCCCGCCGCCCACCAGAUAGAUGUGCGGUCCCGCCGCCCGCACGGCCGACGAUGAACGCGCAGCUGGCGAUGGAGAACAUCGGCGAUCUGCACGGGGUGAGCCAUGAGCCGGUGCCCGCCGGCGCCGACCUGAUGAGCGGCAGCCCCCACCACCGGAGCGCGGUGGCCCACCGCGGCAGCCACCUGCCGGCCCACCCGCGCUCCAUGGGCAUGGCGUCCAUCCUCGACGGCGGCGACUACCACCACCACCACCGGCCGCCCGAGCACGCGCUGACCGGCCCCCUGCACCCCACCAUGACCAUGGCCUGCGAGACACCCCCCGGCAUGAGCAUGAGCAGCACCUACACCACGUUAACCCCUCUGCAGCCUCUACCUCCCAUCUCGACGGUCUCGGACAAGUUCCCUCACCACCACCACCACCAUCAUCACCAUCACCAUCCCCACCAGCGGAUACCGGGCAACGUGAGCGGCAGCUUCACGCUCAUGCGGGACGAGAGGGGUCUGGCGUCUAUGAACAAUCUCUACACCCCCUACCACAAGGAUGUUACCGGCAUGGGGCAGAGCCUCUCUCCGUUGUCUGGAUCGGGCCUGGGGAGCAUCCACAACUCCCAGCAAGGGCUGCCCCACUACGCUCACCCCAGUGCCACCAUGCCCGCCGAGAAAAUGCUCACCCCAAACGGAUUUGAAGCCCACCACCCUGCCAUGUUAGCCAGGCAUGGCGACCAACACCUCACCCCCACCUCCGCUGGCAUGGUGCCUAUCAACGGGAUCCCACACCACCCCCAUGCCCACUUGAAUGCCCAGAGCCACGGGCAGAUCCUGGGCUCUGCCAGGGAGCAAAACCCUUCUGUAACUGGUUCGCAGGUCAACAGUGGAAGUAAUUCAGGGCAAAUGGAAGAAAUCAAUACCAAAGAAGUAGCUCAGAGGAUCACCACCGAGCUCAAGCGGUACAGCAUCCCCCAGGCUAUCUUCGCCCAGAGGGUGCUGUGCCGGUCUCAAGGGACGCUCUCAGACCUGCUGAGGAACCCCAAGCCCUGGAGCAAGCUCAAAUCCGGCCGGGAGACCUUCCGCAGAAUGUGGAAGUGGCUCCAGGAGCCGGAGUUUCAGCGGAUGUCUGCUCUGCGGCUUGCAGCGUGCAAGAGGAAAGAACAAGAGCACGGGAAGGAUAGAGGGAAUACACCCAAAAAGCCUCGGUUGGUCUUCACCGAUGUCCAGCGUCGAACUCUACAUGCAAUAUUCAAGGAAAAUAAGCGUCCAUCCAAAGAAUUACAAAUCACCAUUUCCCAGCAGCUCGGGUUGGAGCUGAGCACCGUCAGCAACUUUUUCAUGAAUGCACGGAGGAGGAGUCUGGAUAAGUGGCAAGACGAGGGCAGCUCCAAUUCAGGCAACUCAUCUUCUUCAUCAAGCACUUGUACCAAAGCAUGAAGGAAUAACCACGAACUGAAACCUCGGUGGAAAAGCUUUAAAAAUA